This is a messenger RNA of Symbiodinium sp. CCMP2456, 1383 nucleotides long. NCBI's taxonomy places the organism in Eukaryota, Dinophyceae, Suessiales, Symbiodiniaceae. The record is from the annotation of a GenBank genome assembly.
AUGGCGGACGACCUGGGCUGGGGCGAAGUGGGGCUGUACCCGUCGAAUUCGUCUCAUGGCCGGAUCGCGACGCCGCAUUUGGAUCAAUUCGGUCGAGAAGGAACCAUAUUUCGACAGGCAUAUGCCGGAUACACCGUGUGCGCUCCGAGCCGCACAGCUUUUUUUACUGGAAGGCACAGCGGCAACUUCCUCAAGUUGGGUUUAAACGGAGAGACGCUGCAUCCCAACCAGACGACGACACUACCUCAGCUCUUAAGCCAGGUGGGCUACAGGACGGGGGCUUUCGGCAAAGUGGCGCCUUUGACUUCACCUCUACAGCAGGGCUUCGACACUUUCCUCGGACAAGUCGACCAAGCGCUCUGCCACAACAUGUACCCUUCGAAGAUCGAUUCGGCAAUGGAGCAAUUAAACUUUGAGCUGUCAGGGAACCUCGGAGCAAAGUCUCGCGAUCUUUGCAUGGAAAGGCCUGAGGCCUACAACUACACCAUCGACGUUUUUCACGAUCACGCCAUGGCCUGGCUCGAAGCUGCAGCCUCGGAGGCUUCAAGAAGGCCUUUCUUCCUCUUCCUGAGCUACACUAUACCUCAUGCAGGGGGCUGGUCGGACGCACCCAAGAGCUUGGAGUCCGGAAAUCCGGUGCCUUGCGAUCUGCAGUAUGCAGAUGAGCAAUGGCCAGAUGUUGAGAAGGAUCAUGCCGCCGUCAUUACAUACCUGGACGACAAGGUAGGCGACCUUCUGGCACGGCUGAAAGCCUUAAACGUCGACAAGAACACCUUGGUCUUCUUCGCAUCUGACAAUGGCGCACACUCGGAAGGAGGUCAUGACCAUCGGUUCUUUGAUUCCACAGGUGGUUUGCGAGGCUACAAGAGGAGCAUGUUCGAAGGCGGCGUGCGUUCCCCAACCAUGGUACGCUGGCCAGACAGCAUCCCCGCUGGUCGUGUAUCGGAUUUUGCGUGGGCCUUUUGGGACGUGUUGCCCACAAUCGCAGAGAUUGCCGGGGCAAGCGUUCCCAAUGGCCUGGACGGGAUCAGCAUCGUGCCCGAGCUGAAGGGUUCGUUUCAGAAGGAGCACGACUAUCUGUACUUCACAUGGAUUGGCGAGGGUGGAAGUGGCAGUGAUGUGAAGCAGGAGCCGGGCUACACAAUUCGUCAAGGUUGCUGGAAAGGUGUAGUGCCGCAUUGCGAUGCCGCGCUUUUGCAGCCGAGGCUCGCAGACGAGAUGCACCUCUUCGACCUUUGCGAGGAUCCCUUUGAGAAGACAGACAUUGCUGCAGUGAAGCCAAGCACUGUUCUGCAGCUGAAACAGCUGGCGGUUUCAAAGAACUUGUCCUGCAUGUGCUACCAGUGCGGUUUCCACAAGACCUCGGCCGAAAUUCUCGUGUGA